CCAGUGGUUUUUGACGCAAGGGCGGGAGAUACACUAAUACGUCACACGUAGUUAGCGGUUUUGCACUUUCGAAAGAAAGAUUUAACAUUGACUUGUUAGUGCCGAUCUUAUUUUUUUUAACUCGUCUUUGCCGUACUUGGAUUUAUUACAGCAAGCGUGUGCAUUAUUUUCCCAAAGACCCAAGCCUCAGAAGAUAGUGGGUAAACUUUGUGCAAACGAAGAGAGCAAAUUUUUCCAAACCCGGUCAACACUGUCACAUGCAGUAAACAUUUCACCUGAACAUGGACACGCUUCGACAAGCUUAGCGCCCUCCACACACAAAGGACCAAAACGGCAAAGAGCUUUUGUUAAAAGACAAGUUGUGGAGGAAGCAUCUUCUGCACAUGAGGUUGACAUCGAACCAGCAGAUGCUGAAUCUCCAUCUUUGGUCCAUUCAAAGUUGCCAGACUGAAGUGCCUAUUCAUGACGGAACACAUAUUUCCGACAGCAGAGAGAAUACUGCAAUAUGUAUUUCAACCUCAGGUGUUCUCAAAGCACUCUUCUUGAAGACCAAAUUAUUCUGUGUUAAUGUUAUGUAACAUAUUUAUACAAAAUAUAAGCAUACAGUUCUAUAAAAAUGCUACGAUUCUUCCUCUGUGGGGUAUGUUUACUUCAUAUACAAACAUAUACAUCAACAUUUACACAAAGAAAAACAAAAUUAGUAAUUAAGCCAUUUAAAUCCUGUGUACUCUUGGCCCUGUGAAUCAGGUAAGGUGUCAUGAAUCUUUGACGGACAGCAGGAUGGAAGUGGCACGCGGUUAUUUCUGCCAAAAAUUUCCCAACACCAUCUCACAAGCUGUUUAUAAGCAGUAUGUCGCAUUAACCUGAUAAUAUGAUCAUUUUCCAGAAUGGGACUUUUUGUUUGAACAAGCAAUGAUUGGACAAAUGCUGGUUUUAUAAGGGUGACACAGAGGAGCAGCUGUAAAGCGUUGGACUCACAAUUAUGAGGACUCUGGUUCAAUCCCAUCCCACCUGUGUGGGGUUCGCAUGUUCUCCCCGUGGAUGCAUGCGUUUUCUUCGGGAUGUACAGUUGGGAUCUCCACUUCCUUCUUUUUGAUGACAGCUGGGAUAGGCUCCAGCACUCCUGUGACCCUUGUGAGGAUAAGCAACAAAGAAAAAGGAUGGAUGAAUGUAAAUUGCUAAAAGAUGGGCUGAUUAGGAGAAAUAGUUUUUUUAAAAAAUAGCUCUUACUCGUGUUGUGGAAAAUUCAGUCGCUGCUGCUGAUACUGUUCCUGGAAUUAACGCAAUGCCGAGUGUGAAGUACCAUAGAGGGGAUAUGGUGAUGGGCCGCUGGCCUGGCAGCAACCUGUACUAUGAAGUUAAGGUGAUGGGCUUUGAAACCAAAAGUCAGCUGUACACUGUCAUCUACAAGGAUGGAACUGAGCUUGAGCUCAAGGAGCAGGACAUCAAGAAUUCUUAUGGGUUCCAGCCACGCUCCCGUUCUCGUUCCCGAUCACCGGGCCGGCGUCGCAGCCGCUCCCGCUCCCCAGCAAGAAACACACGGCGCUCUUCCUCACGUGUGGCAGCUGCAGUUGCUGCUGCAGGAAUAACAGAGAGUGGACCGUUGUCACACAGAGAUUCAAAGUUGAAGGAAAUGGUUGAAGUCAGACUCAGUCCUCUGCAACCGACAACGGCUGCUGAGAACAAUAGCAACAGUAAACAUGAAAACAAAGAAAAGAAUAACACUGCAGCCAAAGUAAAUGAGUUGGAGCCAGAGCCUGAGAAGAACCAGAGUCGUUAUAAUCUCCGCCGCAGAAAGGAUGAUGGUGAAGGCAAACCUCAAAAUCUGAAGAUUACCAAUGUGGUAACAGCUCCUGCUGUGAUGGUCUCGAACCAACUUGACUUUGGGGGAAAGAUUGGGGCAUACUUCUGGCUGCUCUUCCUGCCAUCCUGGGUUCUUUUUGUGGUUCUUCAAGUAAAUUUGGAGGACCCCAGCUUAACUAACGUCCCGCCACCUCUACCCCCCAUUGAAGCUUUCUGGGAGCCUCAGGCUCUUGGUUUUGUUGUCCUGUGGAUCUUAUUCCAGGUCCUACUCUACAUCCUACCAGUGGGAAAGCUAAGUGAGGGCAUGCCACUUCGGUCUGGUGAGAAGCUGAGGUACAGAACCAAUGGUUUCUUUGCCAUUUUGACGAGUGCUGCAGUGGUUGCCGCAGCCGUCCAUCUAGGAGUUGACGUCACCUACAUCCAUAGCCAUUUCUUGCAACUUGCUGUGGCUACCUUCUUCAUCUCAGUCUUGCUAAGUGUCUACCUGUACAUCCGCUCCCGCUAUGCACCCCCAGACCAGCUGGCACUUGGGGGAAGCUCCGGAAAUGUGGUUUAUGACUUCUUUAAGGGACAUGAACUGAAUCCCCGCAUUAAAAAUUUUGAUUUGAAAUUCUUCUUUGAGAUGCGACCGGGACUAAUCGGCUGGUGCUUGAUCAACUUUGCAUUUGCACUGUCAGAGAUGAAGCAGCAGGGUUUGGACACACCAUCCCAUGCCAUGAUCCUCGUAAAUGUCUUCCAACUGAUCUAUGUAGUAGAUGGCCUCUGGAAUGAGGAGGCCAUUUUGACCACCAUGGACUUGAUGCACGAUGGCUUUGGCUUCAUGUUGGCUUUUGGAGACCUAGUGUGGGUGCCUUUUACCUAUACCCUCCAGGCCUAUUAUCUGGUCAGACACCCAAAUCCACUGAGCUUCUCAGCCGUUGCUGCCAUUGUCUUGCUCAAACUUACUGGCUUCUACAUCUUUAGGAAAUCCAACUCUGAGAAAAAUGCAUUCAGGAGAAACCCAUCAGACCCUAAACUGGCCUACCUGAAUACCAUUCCCACAGCAACAGGAAAGAGUUUGCUGGUGUCUGGUUGGUGGGGGGUCGUCCGUCACCCCAACUACUUGGGAGACCUCAUUAUGGCUUUGGCCUGGUCAAUACCCUGCGGCUUCAAUCAUCUGCUGCCAUGGUACUACAUGAUGUACUUCAUUAUCCUGCUGGUGCACCGGGACUCUCGGGACAUGUGCAAUUGCAGGAGGAAGUACGGCUCAGCCUGGGAUGAAUACUGCAGAACGGUUCGCUACCGGAUCAUUCCGUAUAUCUACUGAAGAGACUGGUGCCGGACGUUUGUGAGCUAAAGCCCAUUUUGACCCAGUAUUACAAUCACAAAAGCCCACACACACACACAUACAAUUUUUGUUGUCAUGAUUGUGUUGGCAUUUUAAAAACAAGAAUUCAAACGUCUUGUGUGUUUUAGUGCGUCUGUACAUUUCAAUGGACUUUUGUUGAGAUCAUGAAGAAUGAGAGAAAAUUUUAAAUUUAAUGCAAGAAUCAUGCCUCUGCAAGGAAAGUCUUGAUAGGAUGUGUAUAUGUGUAUAUAAACAUUUGUUUUUAUACGUAAGGGACAAAAACAUUUUUUUUUUUUUUUUUUGCUCCAAUUGUGAUUUUUUUUUUGGGGGGGGUGAUUGUAUAUGUGGCGGCACGGUGGCACAGGGAGAAAGCGUUUCCCUCACAGUUCUGAGGACCCGGUUUAAAUCCCAGCCCUCCCUGUGUGGAGUUUUCAUGUUCUCCCCGUGCCUGCAUGGGCUUUCUCCAAGCACUCCGGUUUCCUCCCAGAUCCCCAAAACAUGCAACAUUUGGAAACUCUAAAUUACCCCUAGGUGUGAUUUUGAGAGUGACUGUUGUCGGUCUCCAUGUGCCCUGCGAUUGGCUGGCAACCAGUUUAGGAUGUACCCUGCCUACUGCCCAUUAACCACAGGGCUAGCCUCCAGCACUCCGACCCUUGUGAGGAUAAGCAGCUAAGAAAAUGGAUGGAUGAUUGUAUAUAUAGUACUUUGUGAAGGAUGGGAUCAAAAUAAGAUUUAUUAUGCAACAACAUAUUUCUCAGGACCCACAAGUAUUUUUUCAGAAAUUUGCGAGAGUUUUCCUGUACAGUCUUGAAUUUUGUAUAGAUGCAUUGUGUUUGACAUGAGAGUUGUCUUUUUAAUUCCUUAUAUAAUGGAUUCCAUAGUGGAUUUGGUAUGAUUUAGAACCUUAUUGUGAUUUGCCCAACGUUGGAGGGGACCACCCACAUGAUGAACAAUUUUGUCAAGUUCAUGGUUUGACUUUCACACCUGCCAAAUGCUAAUGAGUUUUAGCAGUGACGGAUAGCGCCGCCACUUUACCUAGCCACUUUGGCAGGUUCUUUUUUGAAAUAUUGUCAGCAAUCUCCAGUCAUAAACACACACACAUCCAUCAAUUUUCUGAGCGGCUUCUCGUCAUCACAGGCGUGCUGGAGCCUAUCCCAGCUGUCAUCGGACACUAAAUUGCCCCUAGGUGUGAUUGAGAGUGAGGCCGUUUGUCUCUGUGCCCUGCGAUUGGCUGGCAACCAGUUCAGGUGACAGCUGGGAUAGGCUCCAGCACUCCUGCGACCCUUGUGAGGGUAAGCGGCUCAGAAAAUACAUGGAUGCAUCUAAGGUGACGAUAUUUGUCAAAAUGUUUGAUAUUGACCCGUCUGAUAAUUGGUCCAUCUGAACACCACAUUUUCCGAAAGGUUUAUGAAUGUCAAGCUCUGGUUCCAUUUCUUCUGCCAUCUUCUUAUUUUUGUGGCAUCCUUUUUAGCUUUUGGAACAGCCCCUGCAUCCCCUUGUAACGUAAUGAUUUAUUUCUCAUGUUUACACAUUAACGAUGUCAUUAAUGACAGUUUUAUACUGUGAUAACGUGCAGAUGUGUAAAUUGCAUUGUCAUUGUUUGCAAAGCUCUUGGUCACAACAGAAGUAGCAAUGUAUGAACUUGGAUUUGUAAAUAUUUUUGCUCCUUUAGUCUUCAUUUGGGGACAGAAUGUGUUUCUUUCUAGCUAUUUAAUGUUUUUUUUAUUGUAAUUUGUCUGAAUGUAGUUUUGUUUACAGAUAAGGUCUGCCAUAUUGUGUAUUAAUACAAAAACUAGUGUAGCCCAAAUAAAAGUUGACUGAUUUUUUUCCCCCCUUC
Messenger RNA from Syngnathoides biaculeatus (alligator pipefish), 4967 nucleotides. It is a transcript of the gene lbr, whose product is annotated as lamin B receptor. The coding region runs from base 1286 to 3109 and encodes 607 amino acids. The record is from RefSeq and is a predicted model, not a curated record. Gene Ontology annotation, biological process: sterol biosynthetic process. Gene Ontology annotation, cellular component: nuclear inner membrane. Lineage: Eukaryota; Metazoa; Chordata; Actinopteri; Syngnathiformes; Syngnathidae. Gene Ontology annotation, molecular function: oxidoreductase activity, acting on the CH-CH group of donors, NAD or NADP as acceptor. The transcript is spliced from 16 exons.